Molecule: messenger RNA, 1551 nt
Organism: Symbiodinium sp. CCMP2592
Lineage: Eukaryota; Dinophyceae; Suessiales; Symbiodiniaceae
Source: the annotation of a GenBank genome assembly
AUGGCAUGUCGCACUUGGUUCUGCUUGCUGGCACUGGGACUUGCAGAUGCAUCCAGCGCCUGCGAUAGCAGGGGUGGCCAUUUUAUGCAGGAAGACUGGCCCUUCUGCGUUGAUCUGGUGCCUGGCAUCCUCAUGUGCUACGGAGUCUCCGGAGACUUCCUGAAGCUUGGCCUUUCAGUGUCGCCAGAGUUGAAUGCUGGUUGGAGUGCCCUUGCUUUUGGAUGCAACGGUGGCAUGAAGGGUGCCCAGCAGUUCGUGGUCCGCAAGGUAGAGGGGCGUUUCAUAGCAGAAGAGCGCUACGCGGAGACUUUCGCAACGCCACAGCUGCAGCCCGUCCAGGAGGUCCAGCUCAUCUUCGCCAGCGAGCAGUCGGGGCACAUUGAGUGGGGAACCCUGUUGCCACGGAAGUCCUGUGCUGAAGGGGAAAGGUAUGCCAUUGAGGAUGUCGUUGUCAUGCAGUGGGCCAUCGCAAAAGUAGCGAUCCUUCGAAUUCGUGGCAUUGAGCAAAAUGUUGGGCAUCUUGACUGUGAGCAUUUUGCCACUGUGCAGACUCAAAUCGGGGACCUUGGGCGCGGAGAGCAGAUUCACCGAAAAACUGCCUUUGCGAGUGUGAAAGAAAAAGUCGUGGCCUGCCCCGGGGUCUUUGAUCUGAAGCAGCUUGCCCCAGCUGGUCUGGACAUGGACGUUAAGAACCAUGUCGCUGCAGUCUUUCGUGAAGAAGACUCCAGCUCCUUGCCCUACACGGUGCACCACGUAAUUCUCCUUUGGUGUGAAGAAGGCCUUCACGCCCACCUAGAAAUAAUGGAGCAACUCAUGAUGCCUCCCGGCUGCACGAUAUGGGCUGGGCUUGGGCCUGGUGGCCGGGGCUGGCAGACGCACACUGGCCCGUACUCAACAUGGCGGCUUCGGGACAGCAGUGGCUUGAGCUUCCUCCUGGCUGACCGCCUCCGUCCUCAUGAUGCCGGGCUUCUCACUGUGAUCGGCGCCGGGCCUUGGUCGGGGUCGCUUGGCCUCCCCGACCUGCCGCCGGGACGGGCGCACUACACCGCGCCACAGGUUUUGGCGCCGUCUUCCUGCACCAGGGAGUGGAAUGCGGAGGAGCUGACCGUGUUUUCCGUUUAUCACCAUGCACACUCGCUCAGCAUAAACAUGUCGUUGGAAGUGGUCCGAGGUUCUCAGAAAGUUGGCAGCGUCAGGCAGGAGAACCGCUUUGACUUCGACAGCCAGGCCUUUGAGAUGACUUCUGGGUCUAUGAAGCUGCGAAGAGGGGAUGAGCUCUUGCUCACCUGCAAUGAAAAAAACAUGAGCAGAACCUCCCCCACCAAAUGGGGGGAUCUCUUUGAUGACGAGAUGUGUGUAAUCAGCAUGACAGUCUAUCCAGCGCAGGUUAUGAGCCAGGUCUGGUUUGCCGAGGAGGGCUUGGUGUGGUGUGAUGGUGCAAGCCACGUGUGGCACAACUACAGCGUCAGCAAGAUCCCGCUUUUGUCGUCUCCGCGUUGCAUUGCUCGCGGCAGCCUCAUUUCCAGCGAAGCAAUCAUUGGACCUGCUUGA